Lemur catta (Ring-tailed lemur) is the source of this 2098-nucleotide messenger RNA. It is a transcript of the gene LRRC14, whose product is annotated as leucine rich repeat containing 14. Lineage: Eukaryota; Metazoa; Chordata; Mammalia; Primates; Lemuridae. The transcript has 4 exons. The record is from RefSeq and is a predicted model, not a curated record. Gene Ontology annotation, molecular function: kinase binding. Gene Ontology annotation, cellular component: cytoplasm. Bases 97 to 1578 code for a protein of 493 amino acids.
CCGCGGCGCAGGGCGGGGCGCGGCGGACGGCAGAGGCGGGGCCGGCGGCAGUGGCGGCGGCUGCGGGGCUGGUGGCCAUCUGCCUGGCCCAGCGCCAUGCACACGCUUGUGUUCUUGAGCACUCGGCAGGUGCUCCAGUGCCAGCCAGCUGCCUGCCAGGCCCUGCCCUUGCUGCCUCGCGAGCUUUUCCCCCUGCUGUUCAAGGUGGCCUUCAUGGACAAGAAGACAGUCGUACUGCGUGAGCUGGUGCACACGUGGCCCUUCCCACUGCUCAGCUUCCAGCAGCUACUGCAGGAAUGUGCCCACUGCAGCCGGGCCCUUCUGCAGGAGCGGCCCAGCACGGAGAGCAUGCAGGCAGUGAUCCUGGGGCUUACUGCCCGGCUCCAUGCCCCAGAGGCCGGGGCCAGCACGCAGCCCCUCUGCAGGAAGCACACGCUGCGGGUGUUGGACAUGACAGGCCUCCUGGAUGAUGGUGUGGAGCAGGACCCCGGCACCAUGAGCAUGUGGGACUGCACAGCAGCUGUGGCCCGCACAUGCAUUGCCCAGCAGCAGGGCCAGGCUGCAGAGCCAGGGCUGGCCACUGUUCCCGUGGAAGUGCGUGUGGACCUGCGGGUGAACCGGGCCUCCUAUGCAUUCCUUCGAGAGGCGCUCCGAAGCAGUGUGGGCAGCCCCCUGCGGCUCUGCUGUCGGGACCUGCGAGCUGAGGAUCUGCCCAUGCGCAACACCGUGGCUCUGCUACAGCUUCUGGAUGCAGGCUGCCUGCGUCGUGUGGACCUACGCUUCAAUAACCUGGGCCUGCGUGGCCUGUCCGUCAUUAUCCCGCAUGUGGCUCGCUUCCAGCACCUGGCUAGCCUGAGGCUGCACUAUGUACACGGGGACUCAAGGCAACCCUCCGUGGAUGGCGAGGACAACUUCCGCUACUUCCUGGCCCAAAUGGGUCGCUUCACCUGUCUGCGGGAGCUCAGCAUGGGCUCCUCUCUCCUUUCAGGGAGGCUGGACCAGCUGCUCAGCACUCUACAGAGCCCCCUGGAGAGCCUGGAGCUGGCCUUCUGUGCUCUGCUGCCUGAGGACCUGCGCUUUCUGGCACGGAGCUCCCAUGCUGCCCACCUCAAGAAGUUGGACCUGAGUGGCAAUGACCUGUCUGGCAGCCAGCUUGUGCCCUUCCAGGGUCUGUUGCAGGCGGCAGCAGCCACACUACUGCACCUUGAGCUGACUGAGUGCCAGCUUGCUGAUACCCAGCUGUUGGCCACACUACCCAUCCUGACUCGCUGUGCCAGUCUCCGCUACCUCGGCCUCUAUGGCAACCCACUGUCCAUGGCAGGCCUCAAGGAAUUGCUACGGGACUCUGCGGCUCAAGCUGAGCUGCGUACAGUUGUACACCCCUUCCCUGUGGACUGUUAUGAGGGCCUGCCCUGGCCACCACCUGCCUCUGUCCUGCUGGAGGCCUCCAUCAACGAGGAGAAGUUUGCCCGUGUGGAAGCUGAGUUGCACCAGCUCCUUUUGGCCUCAGGCCGUGCACAUGUGCUCUGGACCACAGACAUCUACGGGCGGCUGGCUGCAGACUACUUCAGUCUAUGAUUGCCAGGCCUUGGGUGAGACACAGGCUAUCCUGGGGUCUCCUGUGUAGGCAGGGCUUUUGCUGGGACCUUGCUGGAGGCCUGACAAAAGCACUGGUUUUCCGGUUUCCUGCAGGGUCUGCCUUGCUCCUGGGUGUACUUUGAGUCUCCCCUGCUUUUUGCAGUCCUCUGUGCUGUUUGCAUUGCACCUACUCCCUAACUAGCUGACUGUGGGCCCCAGGGCUGGAUUUCAGGCCUACACUGCCUUGCUCAGUUUGGCUGCCCUCUAGGGUGUUGGUCCUUUCUGCACCCCAGAUGUGAGCUGAGAGAGAUGGUCUCUUUGGGUCCUUCCCUCCCCUUGCUGAGAGCCUAGUGUUGUGGGGUUGAAGUUGGGCAGGGGCCUGCUUCAGGGAAGCUUAGGUCCCCAUGCACUCUGGGGCCACUUGUGGUGUGCCCUGCCCUGGCACCCAGCCAUUCGUGCUGGGCUUUGGGGCUGGAGGGUGUCAUCAAGGUACUAACGUGCAGUGUAUCUGGAACUUGAA